This is a messenger RNA of Macroventuria anomochaeta, 1760 nucleotides long. Its product is annotated as thiolase-like protein. The record is from RefSeq and is a predicted model, not a curated record. NCBI's taxonomy places the organism in Eukaryota, Fungi, Ascomycota, Dothideomycetes, Pleosporales, Didymellaceae. The transcript has 3 exons. Gene Ontology annotation, molecular function: acyltransferase activity, transferring groups other than amino-acyl groups. The coding region runs from base 190 to 1563 and encodes 457 amino acids.
GGCUUUAACACUUCACUUGCCCUCACUUUAUAGUGCUGACGUUGCUCUUGCUGCGAACUCUGGUGUUCUUGCUUCAAUUGUCCAGCACUUCUAUUGCAUUACAUUCAGCUUCGUUGCUCGAGUGUCUUUUAUACCUAGUUUUACUUGCACUACGCGCUUGCUCGCUUUUGCUCACAGGCAACCGCCACAAUGGUUGGCCAGAAACAGCCCGUCUACGUCCUCGGCGUGGGCAUGACCAAGUUCAUCAAGCCCCGAGGCAAGGUCGACUACCCCGAGCUCGGCUUCGAGGCUGGUGUCAAGGCCAUGCUCGAUGCCCACAUCAACUACGACGACGUUGACCAGGGCGUCGCAUGCUACUGCUACGGCGACUCGACAUGCGGCCAGCGCGUCUUCUACCAGUUCGGCAUGACCGGCAUCCCAGUCUACAACGUCAACAACAACUGCUCCACGGGCUCCACUGGUCUGUACAUGGGCAGGAACAUGGUCGCACACGGCGCUGCGGACUGCGUGCUGGUUGUUGGAUUCGAGAAGAUGUUCCCCGGAUCGCUCCAGUCAUUCUUCCAGGACCGCACGAACCCUACCGCGACGACCAAUUUGAUCAUGAAGGAGACGAGGGGAAUUACUAAGGCGCCUGGUGCCGCCCAGUUGUUCGGUAACGCAGGCCGUGAGCACAUGGAGAAAUAUGGCUCCGAACUCAAAGACUUCGCAGAAAUCGCCCGCAUCAACCACGCCCACUCCAAGAACAACCCCUACUCGCAAUUCCAAGAUGAAUACACCCUCGACCAAGUCAUGAAAUCCCCCAUGAUCCACGAGCCCCUGACAAAACUCCAAUGCUGCCCGACCUCCGACGGCGCUGCCGCCACAGUCCUCUGUUCGCAAGCCUUCCUCGACGCGCGCCCAGAGCUCAAAGACCAAGCCAUCCUGAUCGCGGGCCAGCGGCUCGCGACCGACAUCCCGCAACUGUUCAACCGCAGCGCGAUUGACUUGAUCGGGUACGGCAUGAGCGAGCUCGCAGCAAAGGAAGCGCUGGCUGAGGCCAGCACGUCGCCCGACGAGGUCAAGGUGUGCGAGCUGCACGACUGCUUCAGCGCAAACGAAAUGGUCACCAUCGAAGCCCUCGGUCUCGCGCCCAAGGGCAAAGCCCAUGAACUCAUCCGCCGCGGGGGCAUCACCUACGGCGGCCAAGUCGUCAUCAACCCCUCCGGCGGCCUGAUUUCCAAGGGCCACCCGCUCGGCGCCACCGGCCUGGCACAGUGCGCAGAGCUCGUCUGGCAUCUGCGCGGGUGGGCGAACAACCGCAGUGUCAAGGACACCAAAGUUGCGCUGCAGCACAACCUCGGCUUGGGCGGUGCCGUGGUGUGCACGGUGUACAAGAGGGCUGAUGGGAGUGCGGCGCAGGAUCUGAGCGAUGAGCGGGUGGGGAAGAUUACGGGGCUGGGGUAUAACCCGGCGACGCAGGCGAAGGGGUGGACGAAGGCGCAGGUUGAUAGUGUGAGGAGUAAGAAGGCGCGGAGCGAGUGGGCGUUGCAGGAUGUGAAGGAGAAGGUUGAGGCGAGGUUCUAGAUGGCCACUCGUUAGCGGUUGGGCUGUAGUUCGAUGAAGUAACAUGUUGUCGAGGUUGGAAGUCAUCCUACUCACAGAGUUGAUUCUUUUGGGGCGUAUCCGUUGUGCGAGUGCUCACAUUAUCUGUGUAUGCAAUGACCCAAUACGUUUUGGUGGGCAAGGAUGAUUUUGGUGGGCAAGGAUGAAGGUGUGGAAUA